Messenger RNA from Xyrichtys novacula (pearly razorfish), 3027 nucleotides. The record is from the annotation of a GenBank genome assembly. NCBI's taxonomy places the organism in Eukaryota, Metazoa, Chordata, Actinopteri, Labriformes, Labridae.
CGAAUCUAUUCAUUUGUGCGAUUUUUUUUAUACGACAAAACAAACGGUUUACAUUAGAGAAAUGGCUAUGACAAAAACGUAGCCGACUCUGCCAAUAAAAUACUUUUUAAAACUUUCAUCUUGUUGGCUACUGUCAGAUCUAGGUUCAAUUCGAGAAUUCAGUGAAAUUUGAAUUUAGCAAAUCAUUUCUUUAAAAGCUGACGCAAUAAAAUGAAGUCACAACCACUGCAAGGGGCUUUCUUUUCUAGGAAAACGAAAGUGAGACAGUACAGUUUAGAAAAUGGCAGAGAGCUGUAUGGAUCGUUUGUCCUGCCCAAUAUGCUUGGAUACCCUCAAGACUCCUGUGACUUUGCUUUGUGGCCACAGCUUCUGCAUGGACUGUGUUAAUGGCUAUUGGGACCAGGAGCAAGUUGGGAGUACUUACAGCUGCCCCCAGUGUAGACACACCUUCAUCCAUAGACCUGUGUUGAGUAAGAGCACAGUCCUGGCUGAUCUGGUGGAGGAAAUUCCCAAGGAACAACAACCUUGCCUUCUUGAGAAGGAUGAAGUCAGUCCAGGGGAUGUGGAGUGUGAUUUCUGCAUUGGGAAGAAGCUGAAAGCGGUUAAGUCUUGUCUUGUUUGCCUGGCCUCCUACUGUGCCACCCACUUGCAGCCUCACUAUGAGUCUGCUGCUUUCAAAAGGCACAAGCUGGUUGAGGUCUCCACCUGCAUUCAACAGAAGAUCUGUCCGAAGCAUGACAAGCUGCUGGAAGUUUACUGUAGAAGUGAUGGUCAGUGCAUCUGCCUGCUGUGUGUGAUGGAUGAGCACAAAGGUCACAACACUGUCUCAGCUGCAGCAGAGAGAAAAGAGAAACAAGUAUGAGUUUGUUUUUAAGAGCAUGAGUAUUCUGUAGACAAGAUCAUAUUGAUGCCAAAAUCCAUGUAAAUUGUAUUUUCAGAAAGGUUUUGGAAAAAGAAAAAAAAGCUUCCAGCUCAGAAUUCAAGAGAAGGAGAAGCAGCUGCGACAACUCAGACAAAAAAUGAAAGAGCUGCAGGUGAGCUGUCCUGUACUCAUUCUGAGCUGACUUCAUUGCAUUUAAUGUGUUCUGUACUUUUUCCUUCAAAGUAAUUGGCAUAUACUUUUUCAGAGUUCUGCGGAUGCAGCAGCCGCUGAAAAUGAGAGAGCCUACACUGAAAUAGUCCGUAUGGCAGGUAAAAAGUGUCAUGCUGUGGAAGAGCUGAUCAGAGUUCAGGAGAAAGCUGCAGGGAGUCGAGGUGAGGCCGUCCAGGAGCGUCUGAAGAGGGAAAUCUCAGAGCUGAGGAAGAAAGAGGAUGACCUGAUGCAGCUGUCACUCACUGAGGAUCACAUUCAUUUCCUGCAGGUACAGGAUAAUCCACAUAUAAAGUUGGGCUAUUGAGUCGGAAACAUUACCUAGUAUUAUUAUUAUUAUUAUCAUUAUUAUUAUUAUUAUUAUUUUUUUUUAAAUAUGUUUUCAGAGCUGUCAGGACAUUUUUGUCUCUCCUCAACUGGAUGUGGGCUCUGAUUCUGAAAUUCCCCCACACCCAAAUUUUGACUUUGUGACAAAGGCCAUUUCUGAUCUAAAGAACAUGAUGAAAAACCUGGAGAAAGAAACUAAUGAAGUAUCUGAAUCAAGUAAGUAAAUAACCUAACUAAACUCUAAACUAUGUCCUAAACUCUGUAAUAUUAUUGUUUUGUAAAAACUGGUAUAUCAAAGUUAAAAAAAAUUGUGCUUUCUUUUGUAGUUCAAGCUACUGAUCCAGAAACGAGACAGGAGUUCUGCCUUUGUGAGUAAUUACUGUAGCAAAAGUGUUUUGAUAGUUCCAUGUUCUUCAGUGUACCUCUAACAUCUUUCUGGAUACUAACAACCUCUACAUUUUAGAUUCCUGCCACCUACUGUUGGAUCCUAACACAGCUUUUGAAAACCUUCUUCUAACUGAGGGAAACAGAGCUGUGACCUGGGUUAAGAAAGCCCAGAAGUAUCCACACCACCUUGACAGAUUUACCAAGUAUGAUCAGGUGCUGUGCUCUGAAGGUUUAUCAGGAGUUUGCUACUUUGAGGUUGAAUGGCGGGGUCACAAGGUUGAGAUCUCUAUGUCUUAUAAGGGAUCAGAGCUGGAAGAAAGUGGGUUUGGAUUCUCUGAUCAGUCUUGGUGCAUUUGCCUUUCAAAUUCAGGUUGCAGCUUUUGGCACUUAGGAAUCAAAACCAAGAUAUCCAGCCCGUGCUCCUCGACUGUGGGAGUCUAUCUGAAUCACAGUGCUGGGGUUCUGUCCUUUUACAGUGUGUCUGAUUCUGAUCAAAUGAGCCUUCUUCACAGAGUUCAGACCAUGUUCUCCCAGCCUCUGUACCCAGGGUUCAUGGUCUCCAGAGGGUCUUCCCUUAAGAUUCUGCCUCUGAAGUAGAAAGUAUGUUGUGUGACAGUUGCACGAGUUCAGCAUCAUUGUUAUAGUAUGAUAAUUACAGUGCCUUUAUUCUACAUGUUGACCAUAUUAUCUUUAAAGGUUUUCCAGGCAAAGCUAAGCGUAGAAGAGUUGGUUUGUGCUUUUGAGCCUAAUGUUAACUUCACAUUUUAGUCAACAAAAAUGGUUUUAACCUUUUAGUUUUCGUGAUCUUGAUUAGUUUUUUUGGGGGAACAGUAACCAAACUCCACACCUUCCUUGGUGGGGACAAUACUACAGAACUGUAAUGAGGUAACACGUUAAAUGUUUAUUUAGUGCACAUAGUUGUAAAGCUGCAACCACGAUGUUGGUUGUUACAUAUCUGAGUAUUUUUAAGGGGGUAUAAGAAGUUUGAGAUCUUUCCUAGUUGGUAUAUGGAGUAGGCCUAUACCCACAUAUCAUGUACACAACACCACAACCUGUAAUGAAUCUGAUUUAGCUUUGUACCCCACACUUUCUUUCAAGUCUAAGGUACUGUAAGUAUAAUAAUUGCACAAGAUAAAGAUUUUCAGUAGCUGCUAUCUGACAGAUUGCUUUGGUUCUGCCACUAAUCUGUAUGUACUGAUGCUAAUAAAGUCUUUCAAAAUGUA